Messenger RNA from Sorghum bicolor (sorghum), 1503 nucleotides. RefSeq names its product BURP domain-containing protein 5-like. The transcript is spliced from 2 exons. Lineage: Eukaryota; Viridiplantae; Streptophyta; Magnoliopsida; Poales; Poaceae. Bases 232 to 1212 code for a protein of 326 amino acids. The record is from RefSeq and is a predicted model, not a curated record.
CUGUGGGGCCACUUGCUCAGAGGGACAGCGGGAGGCCUAGUAGAACUAUAUAUUUACUAGACUGGUGGGGAGCCAAAGCCUGUGCUUAGCGAUCUCUCUCUAUAUUUGUUUUCGAAAGAUCCGUUGCUGGCGUUCAUUGUUAAGAGUAGCGAUCUCUCCAUACAUACUAUGCUAGUCCCUCUAGAGAAAUUUCAGAAGUUACCAAUUGAGACCUAAAGACCGACCUGAAUCAUGCAUCCAUUGGAGCUCUUCCUGGUGGUCUUGGUUACCACCGGUGCCGCCUCUGCGGUGUACAGCCAUCCUGCCGCCGCUGGUACUCCAGCGGCACGGUUUUGGGAGGAGGCCCUCCCUGGCACACCCAUGCCGGAGGCCAUCGCCGACCUCAUCCAACAAGGCAUUGACCAUUCCCCUCUCGUGGAGCAUUUCACUUCUAGCGGCCACACCCCUGUCAUGAACAUAAACUACGGCUACGGGGCCUACGCCGGCAGCUCUCUAAUGAACGCAGCAGUGCCCCCAGGCUCCUUCUUCCUCCAGUCUCAGCUGCGCGUGGGAACCGCCAUGACCGUCUCCUCCGAGUCGGCAGCUACCGUGCCACCCAUCCUCCCACGCGACGUCGCCCAGAAGGUCCCAUUCAGCAACCUAGCGGACGUGCUCGCCGCGUUCCACAUCUCGCCAAGCUCCGCCGAGGCGACGACGGUGAGCGACACCCUGAGCCUGUGCGGAGCCCCGCCGUCACUCGCCGGUGAGCAGAAGGCCUGCACCACGUCGCUGGAGGACACCGUGGAGAGCGCCACGCACAUGCUCGUCGUCGGCAGCAGCGUUCGUCAUGGGGUGGUGUAUUUGUGGGCGGCCUCGUCGGCGGCGGCGGUGCCGCCGGCGGCACACCACCACCAGCAGCAGUACGUUGUCCAGGCGGUCACCUCGCUCGACGGCGAUCGCCACGUCGGCUGCCACGCCAUGCCGUUCCCGUACGCCGUCUACUACUGUCACAUGACGGGGCGGCCGUCCAAGGCGUACGCGGUCUUGCUCCGCAGCGUCACCGGCGGCAGCAGUGCGCCGGUCACCAAGGCGGCGAUCUGCCACCUCGACACCUCCAACUGGGACCCGGCGCACCCGGCCUUCGAGAUGCUGCACACACGGCCGGGCGGCGAGCCGGUUUGCCACUUCAUGUCCUAUGCCAGUUUGCUCUUUGGUGAGAAGGCAGCCAAUUAACGGUUAAUAACAAAAUACAUUGAAGAACGCUGCUCAUCCAAGCUUCAUCAUAAGUAUAAUUAGCUGUGUGGUGUCUUUUUUUUAUUGCGAGUAAUUAGCUGUGGUGUCUGGUAUAUAUAAGUAUGUCCGGUCUCCGUUCUUGUAUAGUAUAUAUAGCAUGUUUCUGUUGCACUGUUGGUGUAUGUCGUCCUUAGUUCAUCUCAGAUACGUAUCUUGUGUAUUGCUGUGGCGUGGCGUCCUAUAUUGUACUGUGGUUAUGUGGAAAAAUAUGGUUUUUUAGGGCACUAUAGA